AUUUUUUUCUGGGUGUUUUCUUUCACUAUCUAUAUUACUGUUAGUAAUGGGAUUUCUCUGCUGUUAUUUUUUAUUGUCUUCGUGACUUUUAAAAAUAAACAUAGCAUUUACUUUUUUUUGCUGCUCACUUGAGAUUGACACAAGAAGAGGUUUCUAGUGCAAAGGACAGAAGUGUCUAUGCUGAAAAAUAGGUAAUUGUACUUUUAUUAGUAGUCAAGUACUUAAAUAACAAAAAUGACAAAGCCCUGGAGGGGAUGGGGAUACUCUUCUUUACCUCUCUGCAGACUUAAGCAUCAGUGGGAGUGGUACACAGAAGUUCCUUUUCAGUUCUUAUAAGAGCUAUUCGUGGUAUACUAAUUAGGGAUUCAGUGUCAUCAAGCCCUAAAAGAUCUAAGGAAUUAGAGAGUUCCUUAAUGUUAAAACACUCAACCCCCUUUAAGAUAGUUAACAUUAAAUGAAUUAGAGAAUGUCUGCCAUCAGGCAAGAGAAAUUGAAUAUAUUGCCAGCUACAUUAAAUAUUGUAGAAAACCCCAGCAGAAAUAAAAUCACCCUGAUCGUGUAUAUGGAUGGGGAGUCAGAGAGGAGGGUGGACCUUACCCUAGAAAAAUCCAGAGGAAUUGUUGAAGUUUCUUCUAGAACUAAGGAAUGCCUACCAUGCAUUCCGGAGAGCUAUACUUUGCAAAGACAAUCCCCAUGAUCACAGUUAAAUUAAGAUCAUAAAUACCUGUCGGCUAUGGUCCAGUAGACUGGGAGAGUGUAAACUAGGAUGCGUCAUUGAUCUCAUUAUCUCUAAUACUCAAGGGAAGUAAGAGCUCAAUAAAUCUUUCUUGCACUCAAAGUUAUGUGACAGAAGAGGCCUGAACAGUUAACUCUGGUGUAAAGGAUUAUACUUCUUUCCUCAACUGACCUUGAAUAAGUGAAGACAAAGGAAGAAUUAAUUCAUUACGUCUUCAAAGGGAAAGUACUCUAAAUCCAAGGUAGUAUUAAUAUUUUCAUUAAUAGUCCAGACUUUUUUGUAUACUUGUGACUAAACUACUCUCUAGACUUUGAGGGAAGGCGAGCAGUGCUUAGAUCUGGCUCUGCCCCACCCUAAUUCUGACAUCAGCAAGCGUCAUAAGCAGCUGCUCCUUGGAAUCAACAGAAACAGGGUGAAGAGGAAAUUCACCAGGAGACCACUCCAAAAUCUACCAAAAUCUAACUUGGGUUUUCAGCAUCACAGUAGAUUGUCGAAGAGGAACACAGCUGACAGACCCCUCUAACAAAAAGAAAUAUAAAAUGAGGUGUUCUGUUUUACUAAAAAAUCAAGUUGAUGUGAGCUCAGUUAAAUACCCACUAUGACACGUCCCUCACUUUUCUUAGACCCAGAGCAAUCACUGCUGCACUUGACAAGGCACUGAGCGGCACUGGACAUUUUUUUUCUGGCAGAGCAUUGCAUGUGGUUAUGAGAUGGGCAUACCACCUUUUUGUGUUUUGGGGCAUCCAGAAUCGAGGACUUUGGAAUGAAGAUAUCAGUCUAUUUCACAUAACAUAAAAAUGUCAAAGCAAUUUUAUUUCUUAAAAAAAGUGGGUGGAUUGGAAAAUAAUGCAUUUUUGACAUUAUGGGACCUCCUAGAGUCCUGGACUUCUCAAGAUAACUGGAUGGCAAUCUUAUUUAUAACUUUUCUGGGAAUUAUCUUUGAGAUCGUACUCAUAAAGAUUUGUACAGCCUUUCAGAAGAAGCCUGCACUUCCUUCAGAGAAGGAUAAUACAGAUGCCCACAAGGUAAGAACAAAUGCUUGAUUUCCUUUUCCCUGAUUUUUCAAAGUAACACAUAAGAAUAACUUAUAAAAUUGUGGAAGUUUGAUAUUUGGAUUACUCUAAUAUUUUAUUGUCUCCCUUGAAACAGAAAGAAAGUUGCCUUAAAAGCAUGAAAUUUGGUAACUGGUCAAUUCAUUCAUCUUCAGAAGAAAGAGUUGAUGACUUUUCAGAAAGAACAAUUACUUCAUCACUUACAUCUGAAGGAAAUGAAGGUAACUCUGGAGACAGAGUUUCACUGCCAGAUGAACCAACACGGACAAGUACCAGUGAAAGUAAAUAUCGCAUAAGUCACUUUAGUGAAAGUCAUGAGCCAUCUUCAGAUGGUACUAGCUCGUCUUUGUCACUGUUUCAUUCAGAAGUACAGGAAAUUUUUCCAAGGUGCAGAGGGUGUCCUGAAAACGAACAUGAAACAAUACAGUUUUCAUCUAAGAAAUUAUCUUCCAUAAUGAAAGCCAACGAAAAUAAAAAUUUGAUGUUUUCUUCUGACUUUAACUUUUCAAGAAUUUCUAGAAUCAUUAUAGAAAGUGAAGAUAUAGAUGUGGCACCACACCCUCCUGCCCAUUUAUUUCUUUCUAGAGACCAAGUCAGACUUCUGGAAGAAAAUGUGAGAAAUAAAAUGCCUUUAACAUCCAAAGCUACUUUAGAGAGUAAAACUACCUAUCUGUACUCAAGGUCUCAAGAGCCCUUGAUUCAGAAUCAACAUUCUGUUAGAAUGGACAUUUCUGCCGAAGCACAAGAUUCUUUUCCAGGACAAAGUGCUCUUCCGAAUCAAGAUUUUUCUGAAGCCCAGUUUACUAGUCAAGCCCAACAACUUGUUAACAACCAGGAAUCAAUCAGUAGCCAGCCUGAUAUCAAGGCCAGAUACGUUGCUCUGCCUCAAGAUUUGAUGAGGAAACCACUUACCAGCAGCACACAAGGCUCCUUCCAGACCCAACAUAGGGACAGGAGCCAACAUUUGGUCCAAGUCCCACAUUCUGUUGAGACUCAAGAUUCAAUCAAGGACCUAGAGUCUGAUACAAAACACUCAGAAGAGGCCCAAUAUUCUGUUUGGUUUGAAGAUUCAAACAAGAUUCAAUAUUCAAUCCCAGGGCAAAAUAAUAUUUUUAAUAAUGCCAGACAUCUAGUUUUAACUCUAAGCCCAAAUUCAGUUGCUAAAGUGAUGCCACAACUAAAGAGUGUAAAGACAAAGGGCCAGAAACAAAUUGCUAGCUCAAAAUUAAAUCAGUAUCCUGCAUAUGGCUCAGUGCCUCUUUCACCUACCAUGACCAGGCAGAAAAACAGAAGAAAAACAUUACACAGUAAAAGUAAAUUUAGUCUCAAAGUUCCACCUCAAAAGUCAAAGAAAACAUCAACUUCGCCAGUAUUUCAAAUCACAGUAUGUCACACUUCAGAAUGUAGCAAGUUAAGACACAGGUAUAAAACUAAGAAGAAAGAGUUACAUCAAAGAAAAGGUGUAUCAGGUAUAGCGUUGUGUCGUACUUAUGCUUUCAAGCUUGUUCCUCCUUAUAUUAGGAAGUAUUCCAGGAAAAGACUAGUGAAAUUUAUGCCAGGUUUAACAGGAUGUCGACAUUUUCUGCUGAAGCAAAAUAAGUCACUGUAUGCAGAGAAAGUCAACUAUGCAGGGCCUGUUGAGAAAAGAGGAACCUCAGGGAGUACUAAAAACGGAAAGCAUCAUGGCAGAGACAAUAAAGAACUAAAAAACAUUUCACCAAAAAUUCCACCUCAGCUAGAAGAGUCUUUCAUGGUCAAUGCUUAUAAACAAAAAGCACCUUGUUCUUCAUUAAUAGAAACAAACUGGAAGAAUAAAGAGUCUCUUAAAGACCUAAUUUUACAAGCAAAGGAAAUCGAUAUUGCAGAGUUUUGUGCCCCAAAUAGUGAAAAAACAUCUGACCUGCAUAUUGCAAAGCAUGAGACACCUUUAGAAGAAGCUAUAUCAGCACCUUUGCAGAAAUUUGAUUCCUCUCCCAAAAUGGAGUCAGACAGAAGAAAGAAAACAUGGAAGGACCUAAAAAGUACAGAGAAUUCACAUCUUCUACUUACAAAUGGAGAGAAGUUACCAACUAGUACAUCAGAAAUGCAAAGGUGCUUUCCAAAGGGAAAUACCCACGAAAAAGAUUUUCUUGAAAUUGUUCUGGAGUCUUCAGAUGUCAACUUGCUCAUUUCACUAGGAACCAAAAAGUAUAAAAGCAGUGAACAAUCAGCAGGUGGAGAAAUUCAAGAGAGUCCAGAAGGUGUAAUUGAGAAGGAAAAGAAACCAUUAAUAGUUAAUGUUACAGAAGAUGGUGACCUAAGUGAAAGUGAGGAACUUGAAUGCAACACUAGAAGCAGCAUAAAAAAUAGGCAAGAUGAAAGAAUAUCUGAUGCAUUUCACGAUGCCACUCACACUGCCCUUUCUGAACCACCUCAUAUGGAAACGCAGAGUGGAUUAAAAACCAAGACAGAUACAUCAAGAAUAGGGCUUAGUCAUUCAGCCGUAAAGCAAGAUGAAUUACCAGAUGACAAGAAAACAUGGAGUGCAGAAUACAUUGAGAAGAGAUGUAUAUUUAAAAAACCACAGGAACAUGACAGAGAGGAAGAACAACAGGCUCUACAAGAAGCAGAUCCACAGCUAACACCAGGUUUCAGGUUGAGUCUACAACUAAAGCAGAAGCCCAAGUACGUCAAAUUUGAAAUAGGACAUAGCUGUUCAGAAAGUAGAACAACUCAAAAUGAAGAGCUAGAGGUACAACCACACACUCUUUCUACAGAAACAAUUGUGGGGACUGGUCCAUGCCCCACAAUGGAUCCAUUUCAAGUUGAGAAGGUGAAGCAAAGCACAGACAGACCUACAGGCAGGGAAACUGCAGAUCCAGUGCAUCCUCUUACAUUGUCAGAGAGCUUGCCAGUUUUAACUGAAACAACAGAACAUGGUGUCGCAUUGUGUGGAAGCCCCGGAAAGCCCCUGGAUGAUCAAAUUGCAGAAAAAAAGGAAGACUUAAAAAGAGUUUUACCUGAAGUUGCCCUGGGGUCUUUCCAUAGGCGUAUGCUUCCUUUAUCAAGUGUGAAAAGGCGGAGAAUCAGAAAAAAAUUACCAGAAACCAAAAAUGUACUCUGUCUCAACCGUGUAAUUAUGAAAGUAAAGACACCACCAAUACAUCAUAGAAGAAGAUUGAGAGGUGAUUUCAAAAUCAUGAUUAAACAAAUACUGCAAGAAACUGUGGCAGAUAUGCUUCUGAGUGUUCUUGACCCUCACGUGUCUAUUUUGCCUCAUAUUAGAACACACAGCAGAUUAAAUGCAGAGAAUCACAGUCACACCAAGCUAAAACAAGAGAUAUCAGAAGUUGAAAGAGAAGAAAAGUGUUCAGAUACCAUUACUAAAGGAAGUGACUCUGGAGACACACCAGAAGCAGCUAAAUUGCAAGAUGAAAUGAGUGGGGACAGAGAAGCUUCACCAGAAGCUGUCCUUGAGGAUUGCUGGAACCUCAGAUUGGAUGCAUCUCCAGAGAAAGAGCUUAAAACAAAGAAAGAAAUGCAACAACCAGUCACAUUUGCAGAAAUCAUGAUGGAGUCUGUUUACUCGGCCAUAACAGAUCCAUUUCAUGCUGAGAAUAUGAAGAAAAGCCUGACCACACAAACAGAUUUAAGAUGCACUGCACAUUCUGAGAUGCCUCCUCCAGCAUCAGAAAAAUCACUGAUUGGAGACCCUUUAACAACAAGAGAAAGUGAUGUCCCAGAUUAUGGAAGUGAUACAAGGGAAAUGGUUUAUUCUUUUACAGAAACAAAGGCAGAGUUACCCAAAGAUUUACCAGCAAUUUCCCCAGAGACUUUUAUUUGCCACAUGCCUGUUUUAUCUCAUUCUAAAGUGAAGAAAAAUAGAGUAAGAUUCUCACACUUAGAAAGUAGAGUGAAGUCCAAGUCUGUACACAUGAAGGCAUUGAAGCCAUCAAUUUCACAAAUAUGUAAUAUCACAGGUCAUAGAAAGGAACUGGAAUCUGACUUUAAGGCCAAGUUUGAAAAGAUCAACCAAGCUAAUGGGCUGGUUUAUGAAUUUCUAAACACCCUUUACUCUCCUGUGUACAGCAGGUUACAAGAAGAGACAAACAGCUUCUGCCAUGCUCAGGUAAAGCUCCAGGGACUAGCAGGUGAGGGGAGACCACAGUAUGUUGAUUUCUUUGAUAAGAGUAGUGCAUUCUGUGACAGAGAAGAAAAAGUACAAGAUGGAGAGGAAGAGGAGCAAAAAACGUUGCUAGUAACUGCUCCACAAUAUACCCAGUACCUCUGGAUCAAUGGGUAUCAAGGGAAAGAGACCCACCUUGCCGAACCAGACCCAGCACUGGACCGUUUAACACAGGAACAAGAUAUACAGCACCGAACAUGCUUUACACAAACUGCUUCACAGACUGGCCUCCAGAUGGGUCCUCAAGAAGCUAAGGAACUCCAGAAGAUCAACAAACCAGAAGAUGACAUAACAGCCCCUACGGGUCUGGAGAUUCCAGCUCCUGAGGCAGGGAACUCAUCACUUGAUAAACUUUUGAACACUACAACAGAGUGUGGCCUACCAUCUGGUGGAAACCUUAAAAGGGAACUAGAUUCUUAUUUUGUGGGGAAAAAUUCAGAGUUACCAGAAAAUUUGCAAGUGACCUUCCCACAGUUUUCUGAUUCGGUUGACCCCUUUGUUUCUAAAUCUAAAAGGAAGAAAAACAUAUUAAAAUUAGCAAGGAAGCAAAAAACAGUGAGUUGUAGGUAUAGAACUAUGAGAGAACAAAAGCCAUCAAUUUUUCAUAUGCUUAAUGGCAGGCAGAGCAAGGCACUGCAAUGCAAUUUAAAAAUAAAGAUGAAGAAUCCACAGCAAAAUAAAAAUAUAGCAGAUGCAUUUUUGGAUAUCAUUCACUUCAAGGUGCCUACUUUGCCCAACAUCAAAAUGAGUAUUGGAUUAAAUGUGGAGACAGAUAUGCAAAUGGUAACAAGACUUAGUCAUAUGCAGCUAGUGCAAGGGAAAUCGCCAAAUGGAAGAAAAAUAUGUUGCCCAGGUUCUAUCAAUAUGAGUAGUUUAUCUAACAGUGUGAAAGAUGGGGUGGAGAAGGCACGGGAACAAGAUUUACCAGCUCCAGAGACUUGCCCAGGCCUCAUAUUCAAUAUAUAUCAGAAGAAGGAUCAUGACCUUGUCAAAUCAGAUGAGGAACUGAAACAACCAGGAAGUAUAAAUAUUCAGGUACAACCACAAACACAUUUUGCACAGACUAUUUUAAGCUCUGCUUCAUGCCCUACAUUGGAUCAGUUUCAACUUAGAAAGCUAGAGAGCUAUGCUAGGUUUUCACCUCCAAUGUCAGGAGAAGCAAAGAUUGAUGAACAAAUAGUUUCUGAAAGAGAAUGUGGUGUUCCAUCUGAUGCAAACCAUCAAAAGGAACAAGCUGAUGGUAUUGAAAAGAAAGAGACAGUGACUUUAGAUUUCUGCCUGGCUUCUUUAUCUAUAUCCAAAAGCAAGAGAAAUUUCAAACAAUAUUCAGACAUGAAAACCUUAAUGAAGCCCAAAUGUGGAAUUUUAAAAGCAAAGAAACCAUCAAUUUCAAACAUGCUCAAUAUCAAGGCUGGUGCUAGCCCAAAUCAUAGAAAAGAAUUGGGAUAUAACUUAACAACCAAAAUGAAAGAGGUGGGUCAAGGUGAAAAAAUGGCAGACGCCAGGUACUCCCUCACGUCUAUUAUACCUGCCGUUAAUAGGUAUAGCAAGAGAGAAAGGGAAAAAAACAUGUUAGGGGGAAAAAGACUCAGUUCUAAACAAGUAAAGCAAGAGAUAUCACCACAUGAAGGUAAUAUUACUCCAGGUGACACCAAAGAAACCAAUCUUCAAGAUGAAGAGGAAGAAGAAGGUGAACAGGAGAUGUUGUUAAAGAUAAUUCCACAGCACAGCCAGCAUUUCAUCUUCUGUUCAGGCCAGAGGAAGGAGCUUGACCUUUACAAAUGGGGAAACAAAGGACGUGGGAAAAUUCUGUUUGUUACAGAACAAGACGUCCCACGACAAACACAGCUUCCAGAUCCAACCCAGGCAGAGGAGCCAAAGAGAAGCCAGCAGACACUAAAUGGCACGGUGUGGUCAGCAAGCUCAACCCUUCCCUUUCUAAAGUCAAAGGAAUCACUAAUUGGUCGAGUUUUAAUUGAUACAAUGAAAUGUGAUGUCCCAAGUAAUGGGAGAUGUACGGGGGACCUGUACGAUCAUGGUAAAGAGGAAAAGGCAGAGUUUAAAGAAUAUGUACAAGCAACUGUCCUGGGGUCUUUGGAUGCCUCCACACCUGAUCUAUUUGAAUCUAAGAGGCAGAGAAAGAUGCUUACAUGUAGAGCCUUAAAAAGUAAAAUGAGUCCCAAAUGUGUUAUUAUGAAGACAAGGAAGGCACCAAUUUCACAGAUAUUUAAUAUCCCUGGGAAUGGUUAUUUAAAAGCCCUACAUCCAAAAACCCUGAAAUCACAGACUGUUGACUUUUUAAUUCAGAUAAAAUACUCUGGGGUACUGGAAGAUCGUACUGCAGAGAGAAAGGAAGGAGUAGCCCAAGAAUUACCAGCAGCAAUUCCGCAGGUUUUGGAUUUAUCCACACUUGCUUUACCUGUGUCAAAAAGAAACAACUCAAAACUUACACACAAGAGAAAUAAAAUGAGUCCCAAAUGUGUAACUUUGAAGGCAAAGAAGACACCGAUUUCAAAGACAUUUAGCAUCACAAAAUGUGGUGCACCAAGCCAUGGUAGGCAAUUUGAAUGCAACUACAAAACCAUGAGGAAACAAGGUCAGUCUGUGGCAGCUGUCAUCCUGAAUGCCUUUUCCUCUCCCGUGGCCGUUUCACUGGACAUGAAAGUGCAUGACAGAAGCAAAGUAGAGACGGACAUGCCGUGGAAGAUGAGGUUCAGUCAUGAGCUGCAACACCAAGGGCAGUGGCCAGAUAGAGAAAGAGCCUCGUGUCCCUAUUCCAGGGGCGAGAAGGGCAGGGCCUCAAAUGUCAGGAAGGAAGUCAAAGACCUCGGUGGAGAAGCAGCGCCAUGGAAUUCCCAGCACCUCACUUUCCAUGCUCCUAACAUGAAGGAACCUCGCUUUGUGAAAUCAGAUCUAAAAUGUAAGUAUUCAGCAAGGGAAAAAAUCCCAGAAUCGCUUACCAUAGCUCAGGAGCUGCAGCAACACACACUUUUCACACAAAGUGUAUUGCAUCCUGUGUCUUGCUCUAUUUUGAAUUCACUUCCAUUUGAGAAGCUACCAAAAAGAACAAAAACGCAGAGUCCAAAGAUUUUAUCUCCAAUGACAGGGAAAUCACUUAGUGAAUCUUUAACUGUUAAAGCACCGACUGAUAUCCUAUCUGAAAGAGGCCCUACAAAGGAACUUGCUGGUUCUAUUCCAGAGGAAAAAAUAGGGUUACCAAAGGAUUUACGAGUGAGAACCCUGCAGUCUUUUGGUAUCUACAUGCCAGCGUCACCUAAAAUUAAAGGGUUGAGAAAUGCAGCACUAAUCCCUAAGUCUAGAACUGGGAAAGCCCAGAUGGCAUCCAUUUUAAAGACAACUAAUAUCACUAGGUCUGGUGCCCCCAGCUAUGGAAAGGAACAGGUCUACACCUUGGAUGACAUGGCCAAAGAAAUAUCUCAAAGUAUGUCAAAUAUAUUUAUGAAUACCUUUUUUUCACCUACACCUGUUUCACCUGCCAUCAAAACACACAAAAAACUGAAAGCAAAGAAAGGCCCAUUAAGAAAAAAAGUCAAUAUUAUACAGUUAAAACAAGAGGAAGGGAAAAGAGUGUGUAAAUAUACCUCUAAUAAAUGGAGCACCUCAAGCAGCACAUCAGAAUCAAGAUGGCAAAAUGAAAAAGAAAAAAUGGGCAAGGAAGUUUUACUCGAAGCAGGUCUACAAUUCCUGAAUAGGACCGGAAGUAGAAAAGAUCAAAAUAUGCUUAUUACAGAGCAAGAAGCAUGGCAACAAGCACUAGUUUUGGAAAAUAUGUUGGAGUCUAUUUGUUCUCCUCUGAUAAUUCCAUUUCAAACUGAAGAGCUGAAAAAGAAUAUCCUACCACAAACAGACAUACUGCAUAGAAUAAGUGAAAAGAGUUCACGUCUAAAAAGAGGGAAAGCAAUAUUUGAUGGUCUUUUAAUUGAUGAGGCAGUGUAUAGGACUACAUCUGAUCAGAGCUCCACAAAGAAGCUGGAUGUUCCCAGUGCAGCUUCCCAACAACUUGAAGAAGAAAUGGAAGACAUAAAAACUCAAAAAAUAACAAAAUACACAGUUGAUCAAAAUAUCCCACCUCCCAAGUCAGGGAUCUCAGUGCUUGGAGAUCCAUAUAAUGAAAGCUCUAGAAGGAAAGUGGGUGGUCGUAUUGCCAAGAAACAUAAAGAGUUGCCGAGAGAUUUACUAACAAUAUCCAUGAUGUCUGUUUUACCUGACUCUAAAAGGCAGAAAAAGGCAUUACAAUUUCCAGGAAGGAAAGAUCUUAUGGGUCCCAAAUGUAUAACAAUGAAGGCAAAGAAGCCUCUUUUUUCACAGGUGCUUAAUAUCACUGAGGAUGGUCAUCUGUACUGUAGAAAGGAACAGGAAGGCCAUUUAAAGUCUAUGAUAAAGGACAUGCAACCAAAUAGAAGUAUAGGUGAUGCGUUUUUAUCUCCCACACCUGUUUCAACUGAUAACAAAAUAGAUUUUGAAAUUGAUAGCACACCAAAAACAGGGACGGAUCGACCAAGAGUGAAAAUACACAACCAUACCUAUCCAGAGCUAGAGAAAUCAACAAGUGAUGGGGAAGCAUGGGAGGCCAAUUUGACUGAUACACAAAGCAGAUCCAGCAACACAGGUAAAAUGAAUGUGCCACAUAAAAAGGAAGAGGAAAAUAUCCCAGAAAUGUUAGCAGAAUCAGUUCUGCGCUAUAGUCAACACUUCCAUUUCAGUUCCCAUCAUAUGAAAAAUCUUGGCCCUUACAAACCAAAAUCUAAACUGAAUCGUUCAGAAGGCAGGAGGACUUGGAAUUUGUCUUGUGCCAUGCAAAAUAUGAGGCAAGAAGAACACGUUAGAGAAACUAUCUUAGAGGCUGUUUCUAGAAACGUGAUGAAUUUUAUUCGAGUACAAACAUUGAAGAAACGUCUUCGUACCCAAGGGGGAAUACAAUAUAUGGUAGGUCUAAAGACCCCAUUUCCAAAAGCUAGAAAGUCAGAGACUGGUUCCAUACAAUGUGAUGGUCUCUGGGAUGGAAAUCCGAGGAGGAUAUGGGAUCAUCCUAUUUCUAAGAAAAAGACAUGGAAUCAAAGUGACUUAGUAAGAACUGUCUUAAAGCCUUUAGAUUUCUCCAGCCUUGAUUCGUCUGAACCCAGAAGCCAGAGUUACACAUUAGAGGUUGCAGACAAGAAAAAUACAAUGAGUCCCAAGCAGGUAAUUGUGGAGGCAGAGAAACCAUCAAUUUUACAGGUGCUUAAUAGCACAAGUUGUCUUACAGGAAUCCAUAUUAAAAGACCCCACAAAGUUAAGUACAAGAUAAGAGAGAGGCAAUGGAAUGAAAGCGUGAGAGAGAGAUUACUCCUCACCACUGAGGGAGCUAAGAUUCCAACGCCCCAGUUAGUGAUUGAUCAACUCUCAUUCGAUACAGCAGCGAGGGACACUCUGUAUAAUGACAGAACACGUCACAAAAAUCUGGGUGGUCUUGUCACAGAGAAAAAGGCAGAGUCGGAGGAAAACUUAGCCACAGCUCUCUUGGGGCCUUUAGAUUUGUUCACGCCUGUUUUAUCUGACUCUGAAAGCCAGAUAAACACAGUACAAGAGAAAAUCAUACUGAAUCCCAGAUGUUUAGCUCUGAAGAAAAAGGAGCCACUCAUUUCACAGAUACUUAAAGUCAAUAGGCAGUUUGCCACAAAGCAGAGGAAAAAACUUAGAUCCAAUUUAAAAACCAAAAUGAAAGAGAUUUGGCAAGGUAAAAAUGUGGCUGUUAUAUUUACAAAUGCCAUUUACUUCACAUUGGAUACCUCUGACAUUAAAAGGCAAAGCAGAUUCAAAACAGAGAUAGACGGAGUAUCAAGGUUUAGUCCUGUACAACCAACACACAUGGAGCUGCCAGUUGAAAGCCGAGUGAUUUUACAAUCAGUUAAUGCCACAGGUCAUGCUGCUUUAAGCAUUAAUAAGGAACAGGAACAGGAACAGGAGGUGGGCAUAGAGAGAGAGAAAACUGUGUUAAAUGCAGACCUAAAAUCUACAGAUGCUUCUACGUCUAUUCCACCGCACAUAAAAAUGGAGCAGUCACCUAGUACCUGGGGUAACUAUGAAGAAUCUUCUGAAAAGAGAAAUGCCCUGAACAAAGCAAGAGUUACAGAGGAAGAAGAGUAUGAAAAACAGGUUUUGUUUGGAACACCUCCACAAAAUACCCAGCCAUUUGAGUUUCUACAAACUAGACAGCAAGAACCAUGUGUCUCAGGAACCAUCCAGAAUUCUGCUUAUGCUUACAAUCCUAAAUAUCCUAAAAUCAUAAAACAUAAAGGUAAUGCAAAAGCAGCAGGUGUGACAAACACUAUGCAUACUGAACAGGUAAAGUCAAAGGCAAAGAAACCACUUGUUUCCCUGAUGUAUAACACAACAGGGUAUGGAACCCAGAGCAACGAAAAGGAAAUGAGGUGUAACAUCAAGAAACAGAAGCCGGGGUUCCAGCAAGGUAACGCUGAGGUAGAGUUCGUUCUGAAAACUAUUUGUGACUCUGGGUCUAUUCCACCUCAAAUUCAAGCAUUGAUGGAAGCAGAAAGGGAGAAAGUCAAGGCACAAAGGCUGAUACACAUUCCUCCAGAGCCAAAGCUGGAGAAAGCACUAAAUAGAAGACAAAUAGCAUUUUCACAGUCCAUUGCUAAGAGUGCUAAAUCAAGAAAUAUUAAAACACUGAAACAAUAUAUUAGAGAGCAAGAAGAAAAGUACCAAAUUGCUUCACCAGACGUUCUCCCACAAUGUAAAUACCGAUUCAUGAUGAGCCAGCCACUGAAGAAAGAGCCUGACGAUGUCAAAUUCUCAGUAGAUUUGAAAAGAGAAGUAUAUCCUGAUCGACAUUCACAAAAGAGGGAAACCAACUGCCUUACGUUUGACAUCUCAAGAAUUAGAUUACACACAAAACACAAAUUCCUUAUCACACCAGGAGUAAAGGAGGGAUAUGGAGACAUGACCCAACAUUCAUUUCCAACUCCACAGUGGAGAGAAGUAUCCAAGAAAACGGACAUUUCCUUAAGUUCAAAAGGAAAGAAUAUGUUUCUCCCAGAGUUGGAUGCUUCUCAACAGAAGACUUGCAAGGAGCAGAAACUGCUGAAACAAGGAAGUAUUUCAAGGACACACCUGGAGCAUACUUUGUAUCCCAUUAUGGAAACUCCUCAUUUGGAAAAUGCAGUAAAGGUCUCUGAGGAAGGUACAUACAUUGACAGAAAAAAUAUUUCACAUCUAUUGGGAAGAGGAGGAUUAAGAGAAACUGAUGUCUUACAAGGUUCAAAAGGACAGACAUUUCUUUGUACAAAUGUAGAGGCCCAGCGAUAUAUGUCUGCAGUGCAGAAAGGAGAAGUGAAACCAGAUCACGCUCCUGAACAGAUUCUGGAUUCGUUAUCUUGCCCCAGUGAGGAGCCUCUUCAUGUAAAAGGGGCAAGAAAUGCAACAGGGAAAGAAAAUGUUAACAUCGCUAUCGUUUCAAAUGUAAAUCCAUGGAGAAAAGAGAAACCAAAGUUAAUGGACAGUCUGUCAAAAUCAAAUGGACAGAAAAUAAAGUUUUCCAAAAAAUGGAGGGCAAAGCAACAAAAUAGUUCUAACCAGAAAGAAGAAAAUCUUCUGGAAUCAGUUUCCUCUUGCAUAUUGCAUCAACUCCAUAUUGGAAAGCGAAAGAAAGAAGUCUCAGCCAAAGGAAUCAGUCCAACAGUUUUGAGCCCAGUGGUAGAGAAAGCAUCAAACAAAGCAGAUAUUCCAGUGGAUCAACCUCCAUGCUCAGAAGGAAUUAAUUUGCAUAUUGGAGAAAGAAAAGAACAUCAACAAGAAAAUAUAUGCAAGGCUCUUGCAACAUCUGUUUCUCAUUCUUUGAUGAAUAUACUUCAGAUUAAAUUGCUAAGGGUAACGAAAGCAUUAAAGGAAGUCGAUAGUCCAACGUACCACAUUUCAAAUACAGAAGGAAUUGGCUUGUCUAUUGCAGGAAGAGAAGAGCAACCAGAACGUAUACAAGAUAUUUGUCCAAAUCUUGCUUCUGACUCUUCGAGAGAUAUAUUUCAGAGUAAGAUGCUGUGUGAAAAGAAGGCAUCAGAAGAAGUAGUUAGCACAGUGGAUUACACUCCAAGUGCAGAAGGAAUUGGUUUGCUUAUUACAGGAAAGGGAGACCAGCAAGAGAAAUGUACUUAUGAGGCUCUUCGAAAGUUUGCAUCUCACCCCCAAGCACGUCUACGUCAAACUGAUACCCCAGUGCAAGAAGUAAAACUAGAUGGCACAAAUAGGAUGAACUGUGAAUAUUCACCUCCACAGGCUAAGGAAGCAUUAAAAGGAAUGGGUGUUAUUGUUGGAUAUAUUCAAAAAAGUGAGGAAAGACAAAACUUACCCAGUAUAGAACAAAGCCGGCAGCACUUGUUGACUCCGUCUGAGAAUCUUGUGGAGUAUACGUCUUACCUUCAAAAUGAUCCCUGGCUGCUGCCACAUUUAACACCUCUGACAAAGGAAGCAUUAUCGGAAGUAGGUCGUGUGUCAAGCAGGACAAAAGGAUUAGACUUGAUUUCUAAAGAUCAACUAAAUACCGGAUGUGAGUGUGGCCUGGAAUGGACUGUACCCUCGAUUCCUCCAAGGCAAACAACAAAACAAAAUACAAGGCCGCCUUUAGAAUCAUUCACUAAAACUGUAAAAUAUCAGAAUGUCUCAUUGCCAAAAGGAGAGAAAUCACUGGAUGGGGCGCAGGUAAUUGAUUCAAUAUCAAAUGUUAGCUCCCCCAAGCUAAGAGUUAGAAAGAAUGUGCAAUUACAUAAAGUGUAUCAAAAAAAGGUGCAAAAAGAGGUAUGUUUACCUGGAUUAUUUUCACAUUCUCUUUCUAUCCAUAUGCCUCUUUUGCCUGAAAAUAAAAGACAGAAGAAUGACUCAAAGCGAGGAGUUAAGAAAGGCAUAAUACACCCCCAAAGAACUUUGGAGAAAUUGUUGUUUUCAAAUAUAUUUAAUACCACUGACGGUGGUAGCCCAGGCAAUAGAACAGAACUGCAGUGGAGCAUAAAAGAGAAAAUGGUAAAUAUAAAACAUAGAAAGGUCAAACCCGAUUUGAUUUUGACAAGUAUAUAUGACUUCAUCCCUUCUUUACCUUACCUCAAAUUGAAUAAAAAGACAAUUGAUGAGAUUAUCUCAAAUAAUGUAAAAAGAAUAAAACAACCUGUAUCACAGAAAAAGGAGAAGGAAAGAAGAAAAGUCAAUAUGAAAGGAAUAAUGGAUCCCAACAUUAUCUUGAAAGCAAAGAAAUCAUCACUGUCACGUAUACUCAAUGAAAAGGAAUCGCCAGGGCUGUUGAACAUUAUAAAACAAGACAGCAAUGUGCAAAUAGGUAAAGGUAAAUCAGGUGUGAAACUGACAAACCUGUUUACUUCCUUACCAUCUCUAUCACAUCCUAAUUUGAAUUCAAGAACAAAAGGAGGAAGAGAUAAAUCAGGAACACCAUGGAACUGCCUUCCACCACUAAACCUCCAGGCAUCAUCAAAUAUCAGGAAAACAUCAUUUGCAGAGUCAAUUAAUAGAGACAGUUUAAGCAACAUGAUAGAAUCAAAACAACGUUUGCCCCAGAAAAAGAAGGAAGAUGCAGACAAUAUAGUAUACAUGAAAGAUAUAAGGGGCUGCAAAUGUGCCCCUUUUAAAAGAAAGAAAAAACUUUUUACACAUACACUGCAUGGAAACAAACCACAGUGGAACAAUAAAGAACAAGAGAAAAUGAUGCAGGAAGAUAAGAGUGAUCUAGUUGUAGUUCAGAAUAAUCUCUGUGUUUCCAUUCUGUCUUCACCUCACCUGGAAUGGGGUCCUGCAGUGAAAGAAGAGGCAUACAUGCGAGGAGUGUCAGGGUUCUGCCUUCCACCAUUGACCCUCCAGGGGUUGUCAGAUGCAGUGAUAAUAUGUGGGGAGCCAACUGAUGAUAUUUUAAGCAGCAUAGAAAGAUCAAAAUAUAUGUCACAGGAGAAUGAAGAUAAAGUGGAAAUGGCUUUGGAAGAGAUAAGGAAUCCCAAAAGAAUAGCUUUGGAGGCGAACCAGUCUCCAAUUGCACGGGAGUUACAGUUGAACAUCAAAAAAAAAGAGGAAAAGAUGCAGGAACAUAAAGAUGAACGAGUUGGGAUUCAGAAAAAAUCUUGUGUUUCCAUCUCUUCUCUGCCUUACUGUGAAGUGGACACAAGAAGGAAAGGAGAAGCAAUCAUGCUAAGAAAAACAAGAUCCUCUUUUCUACAACCCAAACUCCAGGAUUCAUCAGAUACAGGAAACAUAGCACAUAAAAAGUCUGUUUAUGGUGAUAACUCAAACAAUGUAAAAAAAGCCAAAGAACAUAUAAUGCACGAAGAAGAAGGAAGAGUAAAAAUGGCAAAAGUCCUACCUUUGGAGAAAAAGAAAUCACCAAGUUCACAGGAAAUCCAGUUGGACAUCAAAGAACAAAAGAAAAAGAUACAAAGAAUUCAGGGUGAACCAAGUGUGAUUUUGACAUGUACUUCCAUACCUGCUACUUCUUUUAAAUUGGAUACAAGAAUAAAAGAGGAAGACUACAGAGCUGAAGUAACAAGGUACUCUCUUCCAGAACCAUCACACCAGAAAUCAUCAGAUAUAGUGAAAAAAGAAAAAAAAGAGUUCAUCAAGGGUGAUAUCACAAGUGAUGUACAAGCAGCAAACGAAUAUAUGCCCCAGAAAGGAGAGGAUAGAGGAAAAGUAGUAAAUAUGAAAUAUAUAAUGUACUCCAAAGAGACAACUUCCAAGGCAAAGGUAUUACCACUUCCACAUGUACCCAAUACCCCUGGCAGGUGUAGCCCCCAAAUUAGAGAAGUACAGACAAACAGAAGAGAAGACUUGGGACAUGUACAGGAAAGAAGUGAACUACAUGAGGUUCUGACAGAACCUUGUCUACCUCAAUUUACAUUAAGCAAAGUUACAGAAGGCAAGAAAGAGAAGCAAAGAGUAAUAAAACCCACUAUUCCAUUCUCAUGGCACAGGGAAUCAUCAAAUGCAGAGAAAUUAAAAUACACACUGUCACCUGUGAAUGAUAUCUCAAGUGAUUUGAAAAUAACAAAAUACAUGACACAGAAAGAAGAGGGUAAAGCAAAUAUUUUUGUGAGAAACCUAAUGCAUCCCAAGUGCUUAGCUUUGAAGGCAAAGAAAUCACCCCUUUUCCAUAUACUCAAAGCAAAGGAACUGCAAGUGAACAUCAAAGAGCAAGUGAAAAGGGGGCAGGAAGGUAGAAGGGACACAGUCGUGCUUCUGAGCAAAAUUUGUCCUUUUGUCACUUCUUCAGUUCAUCUUAAAUUUGACACAACAACAGAAGAAGAAGGUGGUCCAGGAAUCAUAAGGAAUUAUGUGCCACCCCCUGAGCUCCAAGAUUCAUUGCCUUCAGUGCAGAUAGCACCUCCAAAGUCAACUGAUAGCCACAGAAAGAAAGGAAAACAACAUCCACCACCGAAAGAAAAGGACAGAGUACAAACAGCAGCCAUGAGCGGCUCACUGUGCGCCAGUGGCACAGAUUUCAAGGCAAAGACAUCAUCCCCUCCUCAUGUGUUCAGUGUUGCCGAGCACAGUGCUCUGAGUAGGAGAAAGGAGCCAUGGCUGAGCAUUGAGGAGAGAGUAGAACAGGGGCAGGGAAGAACAGAAGACCAUGAUGUGGCUCCAACAAAAACUCCUCCUUCCUCGCCUUCUCCAUCUCACCAUAGAUUGGAUGCAGGGACCAAAGGAGACGAAGACUUGCCUGCAGUUGCAGGAUUCUCUCCUUCACCAUUUCAGCUCCCUGAGUCAUCAGGUGCAGGGAAAAUCAGAUAUGCAGAUUCCAGUCAAGGUAUUAGCUCAUGUAAUGGAAUAAUAAAAACUAAUGGACAUAUGCCAUAUAGAGAGACAAAGUUCAGAGUAAAAACAAAAGACAAGAAAGAUAGAAUAUACCCCAAAAUAAUAACUUUGGAAGCCCAUACAUCCCCACUUACACAUCUACUCAGUAGAAACAGACUACCUUUGAAUGUCAAAGGGCAAGGGAAGGAAGUGCAGGAGAGCAAAGGUGAGCCAGAAAUGGUUCUGAGGGAAACUCGUGCCUCCUUACUUUCUCCAUCUUACCUGAAAUGGGACACUAGCAGGAAUGAAAAGGAACACACAGAAAGAAUAAUACAAUCCUGUUUUUCACCACUGAAGAUUUAUGAUCCAUUCAAUCCAAGCAAAAAAGCAGAUGCUAAGUCAUUUGACGGUUAUUUGUUAAAAGACAAAGAUAGACUCAAAACAGUUAUUGAAGACAAAGUGCUCCUGAUAUCUAUGCAUCAGAACGCAAAGGAAUUACCACUUUCAUAUAUACGUGAUACCAAAGAAUUGAAGUGGAAAAUUAAAGAGCAAAAGAGAAAGGUACAGAGAGAGGACAGUGAACUAGUCACAAAACUGAAAAACAUUUAUAUUUCUUUACUCGCUCUACCAUAUCUUAAAUCUGAUACAACAGGAGGAGAGGGGUACAUGAUAAGAAUUACAAAAUUGCCUCUCCCACAAGCACAGUCCAAGGAAUCAUCAGAAUAUGCUGAGACCGAUGAGGGACAACUUUCAAAAUACAUAAAAAAAUUAAAAGAACACAUGCUACACAAAGAAGAGAAGGAGAGAGAGAAAUAUAUGGAUAUGGAUAGUAGAGUGGACCACAAUAAUAUGGAUUUGGAAGCAAAGAAAUCACCUAUUUUACUUACAUACAAUCUAAGUGACCUUCAGUGGAAAACUAAAGGGCAAGAAGGGAAGGUUCAGGAAUAUAAACGAGAGCCGGGUGAUGCAACACUGACUGAGACUUGCACUUCUAAAUCUUCUCUUCACCUUCACAAAAACACCAGCAUCAGAGAAAAGGGCAUGCCAAUGUUAUCAAGACCCUCUUUUCCCCCAGUAAACUUCCAGAAAUCAUCAGGUUCUGAGGAAGUGGUACAUGCAGAGCCAAUGGCUAGUGAUACUGUCAUCAGUCCCCCAAAAGAAAAACAACAUUUGCCCCAGAACAGGGAGGAGGAUGGCGUAGAAAGAGGAAACCUCAUGUUCCCCAAACAUCAUGAAAAGGAGAUGCAGGAAAGUAAAGAUGGACCAGGUAUGGUUCUGACCAAAUCUUCUACUUCAUCACCAUCUCUCCCUGCCCUCAAAUUGGAUAAAGUACAAGUCAAUAAUGAAAUGCUAGCACUUAAAAGAUCUGUUUUCCUGAGAAUAUCGUACGCAGGGGAAAUAGUACAUACAGAUUCAAUCAGUGCUGAUACCACAAAAGUUGGUCAAAACCUGAAGAAAUGUUCUACUUCAUCACCAUCUCUCCCUGCCCUCAAAAUAGAUAAAGAAAUACAAGUCGACAAUGAAAUGCUAGCACUUAAAAGGUCUGUUUUGCUCAGAAUAUCAAAUGCAGGGCAAAUAGUACAUACAUAUUCAAUUAGUGGUGAUACCACGAAAGAUGUUCAAAACGAGGAACAACCUAUGCCUGAGAAAGAAGAGAGGGAAAGAGAAAAAAUGGUAGAUAGGAGAGAUGCGAUGCACACCAAAGAUAUAACUUUGAAGUCCAAGAAGUCACCUUCUUCAUAUAUGCUCCACAGAACAGAAUUACAUCUGAACACUGGGGGGAUAGAGCAAAAGAAACAGGAAAGUCAAGGUAAACCACCCAGUACGGUGGUAAGAAACAUUUAUGUCUCCAAACCUCCAACUAAGCUGGAAUUGGAUAAAGGUACACAAGUAGAUGAAGGAAGGCUUGGAAUUAAAAAACCCUCUCUACUUCUACGAAUGCUUUCAGCAUUAUCAGAUGCAAAGGAGAGACCAGAUACGAAGGGAAUUGGUAGUGAUGUAAUUAAAAGAAAACAACAUAUGUCAGAGAAAGAAAAAAAGUAUGAUGUGAAAAAAGUAGAUAUGAGGCUCAGGACACAUCACAAAGAGGCAACGAUUUCACCAAUACCACAUGUCCUUAGUACAAAGGAAUUUAUGUUGAAUAUUAUUAAAGGGCCAGGGGAAAAAGUGCACAAAGGUAAAGAUGAACCAUGUAUGGUUCUGACAAGAACUUUUCUUUCCAUCCCAUCAGCACCUCUUUAUUUAGAGUCAGGGAGCAAAAUAGACAAAGAUGCACCAGGAAUCAUGGGAUCCUCUCGUCCACAGCAGAAUCUCCAGGAAUCAUCAGAUACCCAGAAAACAGCAAUUAGAGAGUCAGCUGCUGGUGAGAGUGAAAUUGUUAAAAAUGCAGAACACUCGGUGCCAGAAGAGGCCAUGCAACAGUGGACCUCAAACUUCAUGAUCAGUGUACAGCAAAGGAAAGAGCCUCCACGAGUCAAAUCUGAAGGAUUUGAUGAUUGGAAGUCACCACCUUUGGCAGGGGGUCCAGAUGCAACAUAUAUGACAAUACAUCCCAAAUUGCAGCCAAAACCUAUUUUAGAAAAUUUUACUUGCAAAGAAAAAAUCAAGCCCACUAAUCAUUUAGAGUCAAAAGCACCUGAAAUAAAACUGAAUUUGAUACCAGAGGUGGUAAAACAAUCCUUCCAAAAGUUCAACUUUUAUCAAAAACUGGCUAUUUCAAAACAUAACAGUUGGAAGCUCUAUCCAAGACAUAAAAAAAUGUUCUUUUUGUCUCUGGGAGGGAUUGAUACCAUAGAAUUUAACCUAAAGUACAAAUACCAAAAAGACUCACCUCCUGUCAGCUGUAUGAAGUCACUGAUUGUUAAUGUUUCAAGGGGCAAUGAAAAGAUCAUUACAAAGUUAAAGAGUAUAAAUGAGCUAGAUAGUGGAACAUCUCCUUUGACUUCUGCUAGAGAGAUGACAUUGCCUCAUAUUCUCCAAAACUAUUCAGUAGGAGAAAAAAACAAACUUCUCAUACACUUUUCUAUGAAAACACUGGAGAUUCAAAUGAAAGCCUUUCCCAGAAUUGUAAGAGAAUCUUACACAAUGGCCAGGGCUCAGGAUGGAAGGAAGCCUUUAUCUAAAUGUAUUCAUUCUGGUGUCAAAGUACCAAAACGAAAAAACAGAGUUUUGUUACUUUUUGAGGAAAAAUCUCUUCAUCAAAUAGAUCUUGAUUUACAAUACAAAUACCAUCGUUUUCUCCUGGGCUCUCCAGUCAAAAGUAUGUUCCCUAAGCCAAAUGCACUUCCCAAACAUAUUCUUAAAUUACAGACAGUUGCAAUAUGUAAAAAAGUAGAUAAUAGUGGAGAAAGUGGUGGUCUUUCCAUUGGUACAAGACCGUUAGAAGAACAUAUCUCUUUCAAAAAGCAAAGUUUCCAUGAAAACUCAUCAUUAGUCAGAAAUUUCUUGGAGCCCACUCAGGUGUGUGCCUCUGACCCUGAUCAACACAACACAGUGCAGAAAGAUACCGUGGCUCUUUCAAAGUUAAAAUCUCAUGUGACUCCAGAAAAUGAUAAACGAUGUCAUGUAUGGUUUCAAGAAACAAAUACAUGUGAAUCUGUUGAUUUAAAGACUCAGGAAAAGACUCGGGAUUUAGUUGAUUCCCAUUCAAUUCAAAAUUUUGAAGAUUUUACUGAUAGUCAGACAAAUAUUGAGAGUUCAGAUAACUUGGAGGAAUGCUCAGCUCUUGAUGUACACGAGAGUGAAGAAUGUAUAUUUUCAGAUGCCAACCCUUAUUUAAGUUGGAAGUCACAGAAUAUUCUGUUUGAAUUACAGAAAGACAUGCCUGUGGAAAAUCUCUACAAGAAGAAAAAAAUCAAAACUGAUUUGAAACCACUUUACAGUGAAGAUUCAGGUUCCCAUCAUAUUAGAGGCUGUCAAAAACAUUCCUCAUUUGUGACACCACCUUCUUACGAAUCCCACAAAAGCAGGAAACAUAGGUCAUCCUCUGAAAUGACACCACCUUCUUAUGAAUCUCUCAAAAGCAGGAAACAUAGGUCAUCUUCCAAAAUGCGACCUCCUGACUUGUGGUGUCUCAGUUCCUUAAAUACUGUAGAGGUUUUGUCUGUAUCAUCUUCCAUUCCGUUCAGCGAAGAGAAGCUUUUACAGACUUCAAGGAGUGGAAAAUGUUAUUCUUUAGUCCCCUUAAUGGAAUCAGAUAUUGAAUUACAUCUUGCAAAAAGCCAAGGCAAACCUCACAGGCAUUUGGAAAGCAAAGAACGAAAGAAGACCAAAUUGUAUUUAUCUAGAAAGAACAACACUUCUUGGGAAUGUGAUGACAGUUAUACACAGCGUAAAGAGAAACGCACAAGAAAGGAGAAAGUACGGGAUUAUGAGUCAGAAAGGUCAGAUUAUUUCCCAAGCAAACGUAAGUCAGCAUCAAAACCUCCUCGAGAGGAUAUCAGCUUCCAUUCUGAAAGAGAACAAAACCAGCCAUUUUUUUAUGCCUGUAUACCAUCAGACUCGCCGGAGAUUAUACCCCAAACCGUUCGCUGGACUAUUCCCCGCAACACUUUAAGGAAGAAGAACUUCAGAAGUCCCCUGGUGGCCAAGAUUUCAAGUUCUUGCAACAUAUGGAGUUCAUCCAGAAAGCUGCUGGGGUCGCUGUUAGGGUCCUUCAGCCUCGUUCAUCAAAAAUGAUGUUACCAUAUCAAGAUUCAUCUCGAGGGGAAAGCUGGUUGCUCUUGUGAUAUUCUUUGAAAAAUAAAAUCAUAUAAAGUCAAAUGGUUUCCUCAUGAAGUGUUUUCUAAACUGAUACCUUUUAUUUCUACAGUAGAUUUGCACAGUUCUGGGAGGGAUGGAUGGGAAAGCAGAUGAUUUCCGGUUUGGUCCAGCCAUGCGUGAGAUCUCCCCUCAGUUUGUGCUACCUCCUUAUAAUCCCCAAAGGAGAAGCCCACAGAUGCCGAAGCCCCCUUCCCACCCUCCCCACGCACUCCCCCAUGACUGAAGGGUGAGUGGGAGGAAUUGUAGCCCAUACAUGAGAUUGAGAGUACCCUAAAAGGUAGGAGGACAUAGAUACUGAAGGGAGACAGUUUCAAGUAGCAGUGAGGGUUCAACAUUGUCAAAUGUCACAAGAUACAGGGAUAAGUACUGGUUUUGAGAACCCAGGUUCCUCUGACGGCUUUGUCCUUGUCCCCAACCACAAGUGGAACCCACAGCAGCUCUGUGACCCAUACCUGCUCACCACCUGCCAUGGCUAGGGCAUCAACGCGCUUGGGGACCUCGGCACAGAGCACCUGCCACUGCAUCCUCUGGGGUGGGGGGUGGCAGGGAGCCGCCCCACAGCACUGCCAGGUGAAGGGAGACACCUCUCAGUGCACCUGAACUACCUGCCCUCCUAUUACCACCUGCCCUGGGUUGUGAGGGCCCUGGUGGGGGAUGGAGCAGGUCCACCUGUAGACAGAGAUGACUGAGAGAUGGAGUGUGAUCUGGGGCACUGCCAGCAGUGCACCCUCACCUUUGCCCUCAGGGCUGCUGACUCCAACCCCUGCCCCCAGGCUCUUGCAGGAGGCCCAGAAAAGCUGAGUUGACCCAGGGGCUGCCAGGAGAAGAACCCAGAUGUGUGAGAUUGGGGAUGGGGUGGUGGGAUUUUUAGCGCCAAGUGAAUUUUUUUGAAUGUAUUUUGUACUGGCUUAUUUCUUGUAUGUAAAUAAAAUAUUGGUCUCAUUUGGGAAAAAAACCCAUUUUUUUGCCUCAUAAAAAUUCCAUAAUGUUAAUCAUUUUAUUAUUAUAUUUUUCAUAUCACCAUUAUAUUCAUGCUAGGAUA
Aethalodelphis obliquidens (Pacific white-sided dolphin) is the source of this 23552-nucleotide messenger RNA. It is a transcript of the gene LRTM3, whose product is annotated as leucine rich repeat transmembrane protein 3. The transcript has 3 exons. The record is from RefSeq and is a predicted model, not a curated record. The coding region runs from base 1907 to 22426 and encodes 6839 amino acids. NCBI's taxonomy places the organism in Eukaryota, Metazoa, Chordata, Mammalia, Artiodactyla, Delphinidae.